This is a messenger RNA of Pangasianodon hypophthalmus (striped catfish), 4488 nucleotides long. RefSeq names its product G-protein-signaling modulator 2. The record is from RefSeq and is a predicted model, not a curated record. Bases 331 to 1407 code for a protein of 358 amino acids. Gene Ontology annotation, molecular function: protein binding; GTPase regulator activity. Gene Ontology annotation, biological process: regulation of inflammatory response. The transcript has 6 exons. Lineage: Eukaryota; Metazoa; Chordata; Actinopteri; Siluriformes; Pangasiidae.
UUUUGCUUAUGUCGAGCAAGCGGGCAGCUAGUUUCAACUUGCAAGCAAGCUGUCAAGUAUGAGCAAAUCAAGACUCCAUGCUUAUAAAUCGUCACGCUCUUUCUGAAAGCCUCGUGUGAAGCCUUCGGUGAAAUUAUGCACUAAUUACCAGUAUAAUGCUUUCGGGUAUUUCUCACGGAACAACGAGACUCAGUGGCAAGAGACGAAGCCAAUGAGGGCUGCCCACGAGAUACAGUCUAGAGGAGGUUAUUUCAACAUUUCACGAUCUGGAAGACGCUUAGGGUUCCCAUAUCCGCUGGAUGAGUGAAGGACAUACCAGAGGAUUCUGACAUGGACUGUGCGGAGGUCAAAGGUCAUAUCCCAGCGGAGGAGCAGCUGGAGCCACUGGUCAUCCUCGAGGAAGGGGACAAGCUGGACGAUUUCACACAUAUCUCUACGACAGGGAAAGGCAUACUGAGAGUGAAGAAGGAAGACAUGGAAGACAGAGUUAAGGGAAGCUCGAAUGGAAGUACAGAUUCAAAAAAUGAUGUGGAAGAAGGUGAAAGCAUGCACAUAACUAUCACUCAGGAGGAAGUGGAAAGUCAGAGAAAGGAAGGGUUGGGAUACGAAAACCGAAAGAUCGAGGGAGUGACGGAAACCGAGGAGAACACCGAAGUGAAAAGAGUCCAAACCGUACCUGGAUUAGUGAUGGAGAAGGCGGGAGGGGAGAUGGAGGGAAUGCAGACAGACACAGUGUCUAAAAAAGAGUCACUUGCUGAUACCCAGCCUUCAGCCAAACUACGACCCAGAGACCGACUCAGUCCUGAAGAUGCUCAGCAAAAGGUCCACAGGUUAUCCCCGGAUUCUCCUGACGCUCUCUACGAGCUACUCUGCGCCUUGCAGGAGGGCCGUCGGCUCAACGACCAGCGCUGCUCCUUCACACUGCAGCCACGCCGGAGGUGCCACUCGGAGCCUGGAACCCCACGCCACAGCCAGAAAGUGGUCUUCUCAUCCAUGACAUCGCUGCAGAAGGAGGAGUUCUUCGAUCUGGUGGCCACCUCACAGGCUCGACGGCUGGACGACCAGCGUGCUGAUUUUCAGAGCACUUCCCCAGUAGCUCCUGUGCCUGUGCCUCAGGAGCCUCGGCGUCCCUCCAGCGCCCCUGGAUCUUUCUCGCAGCCCAGACCCAAAUCCAGGAGAAGCAGCUGGAAGGUCAUGGAGUUCGGCCAGACCGUUCCCAAACCGGCGGCGAAGGAGGAGCUCUACAAUAUGAUCCUAACCUCACAAGCACAGGGCCGUUUGGAGGAGCAGCGAAGCAAAGCACCAGGCCCUAUGGAUGAUGAAGAUUUCUUCUCCCUGCUGUUGAAGGUCCAGGGAGGCCGUAUGGAUGAGCAGAGAACAGAGCUUCCUGUAGCACUUCGGUAUUAAAAGAGACGCUGGCUAACACUGAUGAAUAUUGAAAAAGGGCGUUAUUUCGGUUACAUCUGAAAUGUCUUUUAGUUACUUUUUUAACUUUUUAGCUUUUUGUCUAAAAUGAUGUAAUUUAUGAUUGUCUGAGCCUCAAGUAGGUUUUUUUAAAUUGUUGGGGUUCCUUUUAAAUUGUUGAGAUUCAUUUUUUUUUUAGUGUUAAUCAUAGAACGUUUUUUUAUAAGAAAAGCUAGGGUCAACACUUGAGCUGAGAUAAAUGUUGCACAUGGUUGCAACAGCUAUUUAAUAUUUGCUGAUGUUUUUCAACGUUGGUGUUUGCUUCAGGGAGGCGUGAAAGAGAGAUUAGAGGAACAGAGAGUGCAGACUUUUAGAAGUGUGUAUGGUGUAAAGCAGUGAAAGACCAAGAGCUGAAAAACAAUGGGUAUAUAAGAAGUAAGGCAAGACACUGUAAGUGAAUGGGGUAAUAAAAAAAAAAAAAAAAAAAAAGAUAUCACAAUCAAUAUUUUUAGUAAGGUUUGAAAUAGGAAGAGGCAUGAACAUGUACAUUUAGGUCAGCAUGUGAAUUUAGGUCACCUAGAAACUGAUUAUGAGAAGAAAAAAAAACAAACUAUUGUGGUGUUAAUGUGUUGCAACCUGAGUUUGAUUGACAUUUACAGUACUGUGCAAAAGUCUCAAGCACCCUAUAUUUUUAGUACAAACUUUGUUAUAGAUUUUUAUUUUAUGAUUUCUACGUUAUCGAGUCAGUACAAAAACAUUUUAGAUUUCUAAACAUUAGUUUUCCAGCACAAAAGUAAAUGUUACAGAAAAAUGUUUGUAUGUCAGUAAAGAAAGCAGCAGAUUAUGUAAGAGACACUUUUCAGACAAAAAUAUAAUGAAGGCUGCUGAGUUUUGCAUGAAAAAAUAAUCGUUUUUUUUUUUAUGAAGUGUGACAGUCAAAGUCUGCAGAAGAACUCAGUAACACUUAAAGCUCAUUUCCUUAUAAAACUGCACACAUUGUACCUGAGACUACUAUUUUUUUAAAGCAAAGAGUCAUCUCACCAAAUAUUGACUUUAUUUCAUUUAUUACUAUUUACUGCUCUUCAUAGUACUUUUUAAUGUAGAAACAUUUAAUUUCAUCAUUUCUGAAGGUAUCUUUGAAGACUUUGCACGAUACUGUAUAUCAUUAUGACACAACAUUGAAAUAUCUUUCAUGAAACAAGCCCUUCAGGGAUAUAUGACAUGAUAUAAUCAUGAUAAGUAGGCGGAGCUUCUUCAAAGUCACUUAGUUGCUAACAAAAUCAGUGAAAAGAACACUUUUCUGUUUAGUUUUGAGAUUUUUUUUAUUACUGCAGUUUACGAGAUGUGUUAUAGAUGCAAUUUAUCCAAAAAUCUACAAACAUUAUUAACCAAAAUUGUCAUUUCUACCUUCAGUGUCUUGCCUUAAACUGAUGCCUAACAGAAAUAGUCAGCUGUAGAACAUUAUAUUGAAGCAGUCUGAUUUUGAGACUGGUAAGUCACGUAUGACAAGGAGCUCAAAUUGUCUAAAAAGCUGAUGAUAAAGCUCAGCUACAAGUCAAACCACCUCCUCAUCGCCAGCGUUACACCAAUCUUUAUUACUGAUAAUAAUACAUCUAAUUGAUAUCUUGAAACUAGCUAGGAGUGGUACGAGCGUUGUUAUGGUUACAGUGUGUGUGAUGUGUGAGACUCUAGCCAGCACUUUUCUAAAGUGUGAAAGCAGUCUUAGUUUUCUUUAACGAAUCUGACAAAAGCCGCCAGUUUAGCAUGGUGCAAACUGUAUGUCUGAAACGUUACACAGUCUCUUUGUGGAUUUGUUCAGUGCGUCAAACAGACUUGCUCAUGUGGUUUCUUUCUCUUUUUAUCUAUAAAAAAAAAUUAACAAAUGGACGUUACAGUGGCUGUAUCAUAGCACCAUCUCGAAGCUGAAUCACUUUCUUCCCCUUCAUCAGCUUUGAGUCAGAGGCAUGGCCUAAAGUCCGAAGAUAAAAUGACAUAUAGGAAGUGAUUUGUAAUAAUAAUAUAAUUACAAGUUGAAUGGUAUUCGUGUUUUUUUUAAAUAAUACUUUAUUCUGCAGAUUUUACAAAACUCUUUUGUUUUAUGAAAUAUUUUAUGUUGCUGAGGCAUUGAGUGUGUGACAAGUAGACAUGCAGUUUGCACAGUGUUAAACUGGUAGUUAUAAGCUUCCCUUACUUACGUGUAAUCCUCUCGAAUUAGCUCAUAAUUCAUCAUUUUCGAACUGAGCUACAAAGAGGGGGAAAAACAUGGACGCCUCCAUGUUCAUUUUUUUUUUUUACCAAUAAUCUCAUCAGCUAACUGUGAUGAGAGAUGUAUGCGAACAGGAGAACAUGUUGAUUGUUCGAAAGCAAAUACCUGUAUAUACAGUCUAACUCAUUUAAAGAUAAGAAGUGUUAUAUUGUUUACUGUUCAUGCCGUCCGCAGCCAUGUUGAUUUGACAUCACUUGCUGAACGAGUUUCCGAGUAGGAAUUCUGAGUUGAAGGGGAAGGGGCAUUUUUGAGUUACGACUUUUAGUUGAACGUAGCAUUACCUACGUUAGCCUUGUAGCUCUAGAAAAUUGUAUGAUUUGUAUUUUUGGGUAAACUAUCGCUUUAAAACACAAGAUUUCUGUAUAAAAGCUAAAUUUUUUUUGCAUUUAAAAAAAAAAAAAACAUACUGAGAAGAGCCGAAUUUGUUAAAACUCUGAUACAUGGUCGUUUUUCCAAUAAAAACGAUCAAUUUUAUUUUCGUUAACGUAACAAAGAGUAGCAAACUCAUGAGCUGUAUGAUUUUCCUUUAUCUAUUUUUGCAGGGUAUUGUUUAAUAAUGUGAAAGCAUUGUGAGUUAACUUAGAAGGUAGACUACAUACACAGCACAGGAAGUCUUGCACUACUAGUGUGGCCAAGUUUAAUGAACAAAGUGAUUAGCUUUAUACAUGAAUAUUAAUGAAUAAGUCUCUGCUGCAUCUGUUCUUUAAAAUGCAGGAUACUUGACCUGCUGUGGUGUUUAACAGAGAAAAAGCAAAACGCAUCACUGUUUUGUUGUGCACGUAAAAGAAUUUUCCAAUUAAAAUGAAUGAAUGAGUUAA